AUGCCUUCUCUACUCGGACAGGAAGUCGGCCCUAUUGGCUAUGGCACAAUGAGAAUGACCUGGAACGCGCAGCUUCCAUCAGAAGAGGUGUGCUUCGAGACACUUAAUACUACCCUGGAACUGGGUGCCAACUUCUGGAACGCUGGCGAGCUGUACGGCACUGCAGAGUACAAUUCCCUACACCUGCUCAACAAGUACUUCACCAAGUACCCUGAGAACGCAGAGAAGGUAGUUCUCAGUGUCAAGGGUGGUUUGAAGGUGGGCGAGCUCGUCCCGGAUUGUUCCGAGAAGAAUAUUCGUCGUAGCGUGGACGAAUCUCUCCGUCUGCUUGAUGGCAAAAAGAAGCUUGAUAUCUUCGAAUGCGCGCGACAAGACCCCAAAGUUCCCGUUGAGGAGACCAUCAAGGUCCUCGCAGAGUAUGUCAAGGAGGGCAAGAUUGGGGGAAUUGGAUUGAGUGAGGUUGAUGCCGAGACGAUCCGCCGAGCACACAAGGUGCACCCAAUUGCUGCCGUCGAGGUUGAGAUGUCAUUAUGGUCCACCGAUAUCCUCCACAACGACAUUGCCAAAACCUGCGCGGAACUCAAUAUCCCCGUCAUCGCUUACUCGCCACUAGGCCGAGGUGUUCUGACCGGAGCUGUGACCUCGCUGGCCGACAUUCCUCAAGAUGACAUUCGGCACCAUCUGUCUCGGUUCCAGGAAGAAAACUUCCAACAAAACCUGAAGCUCAUUAACGAGGUCAAGGACCUUGCGUCUCGCAAAGGUGUUGCACCUGCUCAGAUUGCAUUGGCGUGGAUCCGGACUCAGAGUGAGAAGCCCGACAUGCCUACUAUUAUCCCCAUUCCUGGCGGUACUACGAAGGAUAAGGUGGUUCAGAAUAUGGGCGGUGCGCAGACGCUGACAGAUUCUGAGAUGGCGGAGAUCGAUGCUAUUUUGGAGGAACAUACGGUUUCGGGGGCUCGAUACUAG
Messenger RNA from Penicillium concentricum, 966 nucleotides. RefSeq names its product aldo/keto reductase family protein. The transcript is spliced from 3 exons. The record is from RefSeq and is a predicted model, not a curated record. Lineage: Eukaryota; Fungi; Ascomycota; Eurotiomycetes; Eurotiales; Aspergillaceae. Gene Ontology annotation, cellular component: cytoplasm. The coding region runs from base 1 to 966 and encodes 321 amino acids.